Messenger RNA from Fibroporia radiculosa, 1830 nucleotides. RefSeq lists its product as uncharacterized. Gene Ontology annotation, cellular component: membrane. Gene Ontology annotation, biological process: amino acid transmembrane transport. The transcript has 14 exons. NCBI's taxonomy places the organism in Eukaryota, Fungi, Basidiomycota, Agaricomycetes, Polyporales, Fibroporiaceae. Gene Ontology annotation, molecular function: amino acid transmembrane transporter activity. The record is from RefSeq and is a predicted model, not a curated record. Bases 1 to 1830 code for a protein of 609 amino acids.
AUGGCUGACCGUCAAAUCGCCGUUCAAACCCUGACCCAAUCUGGCGCUGUGUUCUCCAAAGAAGACAUCACAGGCGAUGGCGAUAUAGAGGACAAAAUCGAAGAGUCGGGCUCUGAGGUGUCUGCUGCAGGGAGUCUGGAGUCGCCGUCACCAUUCGCAGCUUGGAAACGAUUCUUUACUGGGAAUGCCGAUGGGACGCACACUACACAGAGGGGAAUGGGGCCUCGUCACUUGAUGAUGAUAGCGAUUGGCGGGACGAUUGGGACGGGCAUCUUUCUGAGUGCUGGCUCUGCUGUGGCUACUGCUGGGCCUGGUAGUGCCCUGAUUUCAUAUUUCAUUGUUGGCAUUUUCUGUUAUGGAGUCGUCAUUUCACUAGGCGAGAUGGCCUCAUAUAUUCCCGUAUCUGGCAGCUUCGCAGUUUUUGGUUCACGCUUUGUCUCUCCUGCUCUUGGAUUCACACUAGGCUGGAAUUAUUGGCUGCAGUGGAGUCUUUCAAUUCCGAGCGAGCUAACGGCAGCAGCAGUGAUUCUUCAGUAUUGGGACGCGCGAAUUCAAGCUUGGCAAUGGGCCCUUGUUAUUAUCGCACCAGUCUUCAUCAUGCAACUCAUUCAUGUUCGAGUUUAUGGCGAAUCCGAGUACUGGUUCGCCAUGAUCAAAGUUCUCUUGAUCGUUCUCUUCAUAAUUGUCGGCUUGAUCUACGACUGGGGAGGCGUCCGACACCAUCCUGGUCCAGGUCUGUCAAACUUCCACAAUGGGCAGGCGUUCAUAGGCGGCUUUUCCGAUUUCGCGCAGACUUUUGCAUACGCAUUCUACUCGUAUGGCGGCGUUGAACUCGUUUCCCUCGCGGCGGGUGAAUCGACAAAGCCCCACAAGAGCGUCCCCCGUGCCGUCCGCGCUACGUUCUUCCGGAUUCUCCUCUUCUAUAUCCUCACCAUGUUAACCAUUGGCGUUUGCAUUAACUGGAAUGACCCUAGCCUUCUGAGUGCCGCAUAUGACUCUGACGUUGCCGCGUCCCCUGUCACGGUCGUCUUCCAGCGCGCUGGGUUUGGCGCGGCGGUGAAUCUUGUGAAUGCUGUUCUGCUUACAGCCGUGCUCUCCGCUACCAACUCGUGCUUCUAUGCGAGCUCGCGCAUGCUUCUAUCUCUCGCUCGCAGUGGCCAAGCUCCGCCGAUAUUUGGAUGGGUCAAUCGGAGAGGCGUGCCUGUACCCGCCCUCAUAACGGCCCUCGCCGUCUCCUUUUUAACGUUCCUCACUACAAUCUGGGGCGAAGGAGUUGUCUUCACAUGGUUGUUGAAUUUGACAGGAAUCUCUGCGCUUUUGACUUGGGGAUCCGUCGGAAUUAUAUCUUUACGGUUCCGUUGGGCAUGGAAGGCGCAAGGUCGCGCCCUUGAAGAUCUGGCGUACUGCCAGCCUUUAUUCCCUCUCUUACCGAUCGUGACAAUCACGCUUGCUGUCUUGAUGUUUGCCGCGCAAGGAUAUUCGGCUGUUGUUGACCAGCCAUUUGACUGGCGGAAUGUUGUCGCGACCUACAUUGGUGUCGCGGUGUACGUUUUGCUCUAUAUAGGCCAUUCGGUCUAUGAGAUCGUGCUUCUGAAGAAUAGCGUACAUCUCAUUCCAUUGCAAGAGGUAGAUCUGGAUACAGAUGCUGUUUGGAAACCAGGAGAAGGGAGAUUGGUCCGAGAGCAGGACAAGCGAGACGCGGAGAUGCAGAAAGACGCGAGCGGCAUAUGGAUGUGGAUGCAACAGACAGUUAUACGGUGCGAAUUGUAUGGCAUGUUGGUGGCUGAAUAUGACAGCGACGCUAAAAUGAUACGGUCGGUGUUCGCAUGA